AUGGGCAGAAAGUGCUCACAUUGUGGAAACAUAGGACACAAUACAAGGACUUGCACCACUUAUAGAGGUACUGUUUUUGGUGGACUUAGGCUCUUUGGAGUGCGACUUGACAUAUCUUCUUCAUCUUCUGUUCCCAUGAAGAAAAGUCUCAGCAUGGAUUGUUUGCCUUCACCAAUAACCUCCUCACCUUCUCCAUCAUCUUCACUGUCUUCAUCUCGAGUUUCCAUCAAUGAUUCUGAUAAGACAUCUAUGGGUUCUCUCUCAGAUGGUCUCUUUGCUCAAGUCCACGAGAGGAAGAAGGGAGCCCCAUGGACAGAAGAGGAACACCGGACAUUUCUAAUUGGGCUUGAGAAGCUGGGAAAGGGUGACUGGAGGGGAAUCUCGAAAAACUUUGUGAUUUCAAGGACUCCAACCCAAGUUGCAAGUCAUGCUCAGAAGUAUUUUCUCCGGCAGGCUGGUCUCAACAAGAAGCAUAGGCGUUCCAGCCUCUUUGACAGGGUUGAGAAUAGCAAUCAAACAAACAAUGCCAACACGAUACGACCAUUCUUUACAAAAUCCAACAGUGAAGAAAGUGAGUUCUCUCACCUGGUUCCCCUCCAUUCUGAGAUGAAAUCUCCAUUAGCAGCACUGCAAAUGAAGUCAAGUUCUCUGAAUGCAGCACUUGAUCUAGAGCUCACUCUAGGUGCUUCAAGUUCAAGGCCAAUGAAUCGAAGUAAAUCUUCCCCCAGUUCCCUGCUAAUUGGGCCUAUAUUACAAGAGAAAACGUAAAAUUACCAUUUUAAGAUUACUCCAAGCUCAAACGUAUAAAGUAAGAAGAGGCAGUGAUAGAAGGGCUAAAAUCAUUCAGGGAUGCUGCAUUAUGCUGGAAUUUAGAUCAAAAGACCCUUCAGGAAGUUGGUACCCAGGAAAAAGGGAACCAAAUGAUAGGGAAUAAGGAGGCAGAGGAUCUGUAUUAAUCUGGCUUAAUCCGGCAUUCAAUAGUGGUUUGUAUCCUGCUAACAGUUAAAGGGCGGGUUUUAGUACAAUAGUUAAAUUGCUCUAAUAUGAUCCAUCACAAAAAUAGUCUCUCCGCAAACAAAUAAUGUUUGUGCAUCAAACUCUCCUUAGACCCAUUAUUGAGAAGAGCCAUAUGCAGCUGACUACAUGUGAUCUAACCCUCCCUCGACACGGCAACCUUGUGUAGUAGACUGUCUUUUGUUCAUACCAGCUCACUAAUGUUCAGCAACAUCUUAAAGAGUAAGAUACUCAGAUGUUUGGCUUUUUACGUUCUUUUUCCUUUGACAUGUCCAUGCCUCUGCUUGACUCAAACACUUGCAGCGACUGUGAUUGUUAAAAACAAGACUACAACUGAGUUCAUCCAUGAGGAAGCACAGACAAUGAGUGUAACUAAUAAUGGAUCUAUGUGCACAGAUAUAGACAAGAGAAAGCAUUAAUUGCCAACAAUGGACCACUCAUGUCCUAGUGUCUAUUCUAAAGGACAAAUUAUGGUGCCAAAAGUUAUUUUUUCAUAUGAUAUUCAUAUUAUUUUUGUGGGUACCGUAGUCUUACCCCUAUUCUAAAACCCGAGAGAGAACAUAUGAUUGAGCUAGGCUUAAAGCAAGCAAGCGUCACUCAGUACAAGUAGUUCAUCGCUUGCAACUAGCCAUGUCUUUUAUGGUUUGCCACUGAUGGAUUGAGAAUUGAGGCCUUGGGGACAUAACUAAUGUUAACUGGAUCGUGGGUUGUUUUGGUGCGUAGUACAGGUACGGGUACAUGAUACGACAUAUUCUUAGGUACGUGUUAUGAUGGAGAUAGGUUUAGCUGAUAUGGUAUUUUGGAUU
Messenger RNA from Ilex paraguariensis (yerba mate), 1820 nucleotides. NCBI's taxonomy places the organism in Eukaryota, Viridiplantae, Streptophyta, Magnoliopsida, Aquifoliales, Aquifoliaceae. The record is from the annotation of a GenBank genome assembly.